Mya arenaria is the source of this 699-nucleotide messenger RNA. RefSeq names its product monocarboxylate transporter 9-like. Gene Ontology annotation, biological process: monocarboxylic acid transport. The record is from RefSeq and is a predicted model, not a curated record. Bases 1 to 699 code for a protein of 232 amino acids. Gene Ontology annotation, molecular function: monocarboxylic acid transmembrane transporter activity. The transcript has 4 exons. Lineage: Eukaryota; Metazoa; Mollusca; Bivalvia; Myida; Myidae.
AUGGAACAGAAUCAUAAAUGCUAUGACAACGCACCGGACGGAGGAUGGGGAUGGGUAGUGACUUUUGCAGCGUUUAUGGUGGGCCUAAUUUUGGACGGGAUCACUCACUUGUUCGGGAUUUUCUACAGGGAGCUCCUUCAAUAUUUUCAGGAGAGCAAGAGUCUCACUUACUGGAUUUUCUCUGUGCUAAAUGGAACUUACCUUGGUAUAGGUCCUAUAGCGAGUAUCCUUGAACCGGUGUAUGGGUACCGACCCGUAGCCAUCUUCGGGGCGUCCCUUGUAUCCGUCUCGUUCUUCUUGAUUCCAGGCGCGGGACUUGGUUUACUGGCCAUCGUCUUCGUUGGCCACUAUUUCAAGAAAAAGCGAGCCCUCGCCACCGGCAUUGCUGCAUGCGGAAGAGGACUCGGCGGUUUCGUAUUUGGGCCGCUUAGCGAGUUCCUUAUAGAGAAAUACACGUUGAAGGGUGUAAUGCUAAUCAUUUCUGCCAUUGUGCUCAACUUAGUCCCUAUAUCCACCCUCCUGCGACCGCUUGAAGGCUCGAAUUCUUACUCUGAGCGGAAGCGGCGUAGCGCGAGCGCCGUCCUAGCUCUGAAUGGGAAAAGCUACGGCAGAGCGGUCCUUCCACACGAUGAGGAGAGUCAAGACGUACCUCCGCAACACGAUGACCACCGAGAGGCAUCCAGGGCUUGGGCUUUUUAA